AUGUUGCUGCUUCCGUACAGGUAUGGAGCCUCUUGUCCGAAGCUAGAUCACUUUGUACCAAGUGGUAAUAUGAAGAUUCUCCUGGUCUUUCUAGGCCUGCUCGGUUAUUCUAUUGCUAUGCCAAUGCAAAUGCCCCGAAUGCGGGGAUUUAGCAGUAAAAGUGAGGAGAUGAUGAGGUUCAAUCAAUUCUUUAUGAGCUCUCCUCAUAUGUCACACCUGGGUCCCAUGUAUGGAAGUGGAAUGCCUCCGCUCUUUCCACAGUAUCAUAUGCCAAUGUGGCCUCAACCACCACCUCAUAUGGGGCUUCCACCAAAAUCACCAACUCCUCCAUCACCCAAGACUGAUCAAACUCAAGAGACUCCUAAACCCACCCAGUCUCCACCCACCAAAACAUCAAAGCCGCCUGCACAGCAGUCACAAACGACUCCUUCUAAGCCCCAAGAGGAACUGCCACAACAUCAGGCGUACCCGCCAUUUGGGUAUCCCUUCCCACCACCAUGGCCAAUUCCACAUAGGAUGCCACCAGGCUUUGGACGUCCCCCAAGUAGCAAUGAAGAGGGUGGGAAUCCUUACUUUGGAUUUUUUGGAUUUCAUGGAUUUGGGGGUCGUCCUUAUUAUUCAGAAGAGAUGUUUGAAGAUUAUGAAAAACCCAAAGAAAAAGAUCCUCCUAAAGCAGAGAGUCCAGCCGCAGAACCCACCUCUAAUUCAACUGUUCCUGAGUCUAAUUCUACCCAACCAAAUGCAGCCAGUCCCAGAAAUGACACCAUCACAACUGGAAACCCUGCAAACAACCCUCAAAAUGGGAUCAUCCCAUCCCCUACAGUUAAUAUUUCAGGCCAGGGAGUAUCAAGAAAUCAAAUCCCAUUGGGACCACGUCACAAUUUUUAUGAAAAUUAUCCAAAUCCUAAUGUCAGAAAUUUUCCAGCAGAAAGACAAUGGCGUCCCACUGGUACUGUCACAUGGCAAAGACAGAAUGUGCCUUUUUACCGAAAUCAACUAUAUCAAAGAGGUCCACGGUGGAAUUCCUUUACUCUUGAAAACAAACAGGGUAUUCGUCCUGGAAUUCCAUUUUAUCGCAAAGCUUAUGCUUCCACUGCAAGAGGCAAUUCUCCCAAUCAAGCAGGAAAUCCAGCAAAUUUCAAAAGAAAGCCUCAAAAUCCAAAUAAACAACCUCUGGGAGCCAAUGGUGCCCAAAAUGUUCCUCUGGGUCCUAAAAAUGAUAUUGCUGGUCACAAUGAAAAAACUCAGAAUCCAAAAGAGAAACCAGUGGGUCAAAAAGAAAGAAUAGUAACCCCUACCAGGGAUCCAAAUGGUCCCUGGAGAAAUUCUCAAGAUCUUGGAGCUAAUAAAUCAAACUAUAAACCCCCUAAUCCUCACCCUACGGGCAACAGAUUAAUCCCAAAUUUUAAUUCUGUUGGUCAGCGUGAAAAUUCUUAUUACCCAAGAGGAGAUACCAGAAGAGCUCCAAAUUCUGAUGGACAAACCCAAAGCCAGAAUUUGCCCAAAGGGAUUGCUUUAGAGCCAAAAAGGAUCCCAUAUGAACCAGAAACUAAUGGCCCAGAAAUAAAGGCCAAUACAUAUCAGCCUCCAUAUCCUGCAGAAAUCCCUUCUUCAGCAAGAGAACAUUUUCCUGCUGGAAGAAACAGCUGGAAUCAUCAAGAAAUCUCUCCAUCUUUUAAGGGAGAGCUUGGGAGGCAGGAAGAACGCUUACCCCUUCCCUCUCAUGGCGCCAGAGGAACUAUUUACUAUCCUGACUAUAACCCCUAUGACCCCAGGGAAAACUCACCAUACCAGAGAAACAAUAUAUGGAAUGAGGGUUAUAGUCCUCCCAAUACUAUGGGACAACCUGAAAGUCCACUGUUCCCCAUGAAUACCCCAGAUCCCAAAGAGACAGCUCCUUACAAUGAAGAGGACCCAACUGAUGGGGAUGAAACCUUCACAGGACAAAGUCGAUGGGGCAUGGAAGACACAAGGUUUAAAGGAGGCCCAUCCGUUAAGCAAUACGAAGGUGAGCAGUAUACCUCAAAUCAACCAAAAGAGUACCUUCCUUAUUCCUUUGAUAAUCCUUUAAAACCCAGAGAAGAUUUUCCUUAUGAAUUUUAUCCCUGGAACCCAGAGGAGAAUUUUCCAUCAUAUACUACAGUUCCUUCUGCCCUACCACCUGUGGAAAAGAGAGGCUAUUAUACUAAUAAUGCUAUUGGACAAGAAGAAAACAGUCUGUUUCCUUCUUGGAGCUCCUGGGACCACAAAACUCAAGGCCAAGGAGAGAAAGAAAGAGGUUCAUAUUUUAAUGGAAAUUUCUGGGAUCAAUCAACAAACUUACACAAAUCCCCAACUAGCCCACCACACCAGAAAGAGAACCAGCCCUAUUCCGGUAACUCCCCAGCUGGACUUCAGAAAAAUCCACUAUGGCAAGAAGGCGAGAAUGUGAAUUAUGGCAUGCAGAUUACUAGGUUAAAUUCACCAGAGGGUGAUCAUCCAUCUUUCCCAAGCUUAAUUUCUCAAAGUCACCCCACAGGUCAAAAUGAACCACACGCAUUUCACCCAAACCAUAGAGGUUCUUGCUGUGUGGGUGGUUCCAUGGGACAAAAGGACAAUCCACUUGCUCUUCAAGACUAUACUCCAUCUUUUGAUGUUGUACCAGGGGAGAACCAAGAUAUUAGCCUUCUGUACUCAGAAGAUAGCCAUACUAAACAUCCAAGACAUACCAUUUCUCCCACUGGCAUCAUACCGAGCCAAAGAAAUAGUUCCGAAAAUGGACUUCUUGGAGAAAGUGAACACCUGAGUCACUUUGGAGAUGAUGUGUCCACUAUGAGGAGGGAUACACCGUGUUCCCUAAAAAAUCAGCUAGGCCCUGAAGGAGGUGUGCCCUCUCCUGAAGUCAGUUCCCUUCAAUCAAAGAACACACCCUGUUUCAAAAAUGAUGUUGGAGGAGAUGAGAAUAAUGUUUUGGAACAAGUAUUUGAAGACAAAGAGUUCAGUGAAAAAAAUGUUGACCUGACUCCUGAACAGCUUGUUAUCAAUACAGUUGAUGAAGGUCCCAAACCAGAAGGCAUCCUGAGUGAAGUGCCAGGAAAUGAGGACGAAAGACAAAAACAAAGACCAUCUAGUAUCCUACCGCUACCAUGCUUUGGCUCCAUAUUACCAAAGUAUCACUCCUCCAGCACUGGACGUCCAUCUAGCAUUGGAAACCAAGGCCCGUUUGAUGAGAAUCCAAAUAUGCCUGCUGAAAUUCCUAAUUCACUGGAUGGGCUAGCUAUUGGGACACAGUUUCAGAAUAUAAAUGUAGAUCCACUUAACACAGGUGAACAUAUUCCAUUUGAUGCCCUUCAAACCGGCACCAACCUACAGGAUCAGGUACAAGACUGCUUACUACUUCAGGCUUAG
Molecule: messenger RNA, 3387 nt
Organism: Sorex fumeus (smoky shrew)
Lineage: Eukaryota; Metazoa; Chordata; Mammalia; Eulipotyphla; Soricidae
Gene: ENAM
Product: enamelin
Exons: 8
Coding region: 1-3387 (1128 amino acids)
Source: RefSeq, a predicted model, not a curated record